This is a messenger RNA of Leishmania mexicana MHOM/GT/2001/U1103, 930 nucleotides long. Its product is annotated as putative methylenetetrahydrofolate reductase. The transcript has a single exon. Gene Ontology annotation, cellular component: cytosol. Gene Ontology annotation, biological process: tetrahydrofolate interconversion. Bases 1 to 930 code for a protein of 309 amino acids. Gene Ontology annotation, molecular function: methylenetetrahydrofolate reductase [NAD(P)H] activity; FAD binding. The record is from RefSeq and is a predicted model, not a curated record. Lineage: Eukaryota; Euglenozoa; Kinetoplastea; Trypanosomatida; Trypanosomatidae.
AUGUCCAAGCUCAUCGGUGACGCAAUCGCCGCCGAGGAUGCUAACAAGUGGUAUACCUCCUAUGAGUUUUACCCCCCUCGUAGCGAGAAGGCAGAAGAGAACAUGAUGAAGGUGCUAGUCCCCACUUUUAUGCGUCAGUCGCCAGUCUUCCUCGACGUAACAUGGGGCGCUGGUGGUCGCACGAGUGACACGACGAUGCGCCUCUGCAAAGACCUCCAGCAUGCGUACCCUGGCACGCCCAUUAAUAUGCACAUUACGUGCACCAACACGCCGAAAGGUCUCAUCAAGGAGGCGCUUGACUUUUCGAAGACACAUGGCAUUCGCAACAUCCUCGCCCUCCGCGGCGACCCGCCAUGUGGUGAGGAGUUCCAGGCCGACCCGGAUGGUUUCGUGUGCGCGAGGGAUCUUGUGAGAUACAUUCACGACACGUACGGCGACUACUUCUGCGUGUCGGUCGCUGGCUACCCUGAGGGCCACCCGAGCCGCAUCCCCCAGGACGGCACCAUCUCCGACGAGGACAACCAGAAAGAACUGGAGUACCUCAAGGAAAAGGUAGACGCCGGUGCCAGCUUUAUCAUCACGCAGCUCUUCUACGAUGCCUCCCUGUACGUGAAGUUUGUGAAGCGCUGCCGGGAGAUGGGCAUUACCGUCCCCAUUAUCGCAGGGCUGCUUCCCAUCACUACCUACGCCGGGUUCGUGCGGAUGGUGUCACUGUGCAAGACCAGCAUUCCCAGCGACGUGAAGCAGCGGGUAGAGGAGCUCAAGGAGAACCCUGACGGUCUCAAGGAGUACGGUGUGGAGCAGUGUGUGCAGAUGAUUGAGCGCAUCCGCGCCUCUGGAGUCGACUACCACCACCUCCACUUCUACACGCUCAACAACAGCGCGCAGACCUUCAAGAUCCUAAAGCAGCUAAAUGCGCUGGUGGAGUGA